AUGUAUAACAAUCUUUCAAGUUUAGGAGGAUUCUUAAAGCAUGAUCCCAUCUGGACAAAUGAGCUAUUACUUAUAUCACUUCAACUAAAACGCUUGAAUUGUCUAAUUGAGUGUGCGCAGUUGUCUAGAAUAUCAAGCUCAUUUGAGCAGUUCAUAAAUGCAUUUUUUUUGGAACAAUUAUUUGGUGAUAACCUCAGUCCUGCAACAGGCAAAAUAACAAAAGGACAACGAUUUGUGGACUUCUUUUCAUCCAAGUAUCGUGAUUCCUUUUUAAUGUCUGAAUUCCCUUCUCUUGUGACUCAUAUGAAGCUUUUUAUAAAUGAAGAUGGUGCAUUGAUGCAGAAUGAUUGCAUUUGUAAGAUAUUGUUGAAACACCUAACCAUGUUCUUCCAGGAAAAUGAGACAAUAUCUUUUCAUGCUCAAGACAUAAAGCUUGUUUUCGAUUUUGCAGGAACGUUUUUAAUGAAGAUUUCAGAAAGGAAAAGUUCUUUACUGAAUUUGAAAGAAUAUAAAGUUUGUUCGGACUUGUUUGGAAAGUUUUACGUUCGAUUUAUUGUUAGAUGUACCGAAAAUGAGAUUAAGAAUCCAGGUUCGUCGUUAGACUCUAUUAAAUUUUGUUGCUCCAGAUUGAUGCUUUUUAGAGAAAUGUUAUUUGUGAAGCUUGAUGGAACACAGUUGAAUUCAGUGUUCGCAUCUUUAUUCAAAAACCUGUUACUUCUUGACGUCGAGUUUUUCAGUUUAAUUACCAAUUCCAUGAGAAUGCUUAUAAUAGAAUUAGAUUGCUUCACAAAAUUGCAGAAAGUUUUUUUGGGAAGGUUACCGAAUAAUGCUGUUGAUGAAAUGCAAAGAGCCAUCCACCUAAAUGAUGAGGAUAUGAAAUCCUCAUUAUACUCAAACACAGAUGUGAAAUUGUUUAUGAAUACAUCUUUCAACGAUUCUCUCUCUGCUAUUGAAAAUCAUGAUGUUAAACAAAUGAGUUUUUAUGAUAAGCUAGAUGUAUUGACUCGAAAAGCUGAAUCUGAGCUUGAAGGAAAUGUUGUAAAAAAAUGGAAGUUAAGAUCUAUUCUAAAAGCGAUUAUUGAGGCAGAGUCAAAGAACUUCUACAAGAAUGUGCAAGAUGACAAGAGUGAUCUUAAAUAUUUUGUGAAUAUCUAUGAAAGGUUGUCUACCAGGAUACCCAUUGAACAUUUUCGAAUGAGACCGGUGUUGGAUUUGGCUGAAGGUAGAUACAGAAUGCAUAAUAAGUUUUUACUUAAAUCUGUCAAAAGCUUUGCAAACAAUUCUGAGUAUGAUAGCUUGCCUCAAUUAGUUGUGGAUUGUCAAACUAGUGAUAAUUAUAGUGUUAGUACAAGUGAUUCUUGCAAUAUAAAUGACCUUGAAUGUCAGAUCGACGGUGCACAGUAUGAAUUUGUUUCAGAACAAACUGAUAUGGGCACUUUUACAGAUGAUAAGUACAGGAAAAUUAUGCGAAGUCUUUUUGUCCAUGAUAAAAUCGUCCGGAUUGUUAACGUGACGAGGAUUCUUGGGUUGGAGAUGACCGAAUCAGUUCUUGUUAUUGGACUCACGCAUCUCUAUAUGGUGGAGAAUUACUUUCAUACUUCCGAAGGAGAAAUUGUUGAUAUCACUGAUGUGAAAGCGGCAGAUAGAGAUGCAUAUAUCAAAAUGCUUUUUGGUACGGAGAAUGUAGACUUGAAUCACGGUUUGUCUCAUAGAAUAAUCUCGUGGGAAACAUCAAAACUUAUUUCCGCAUCCAAACGUAAGUUUUUACUUCGGGAUGUUGCUCUUGAAGUUUUCUUCAGUGAUGGAAGUUCUGUUCUUGUUACAUUGUCAAAUAAAGGUCUAAGAGAUUCUCUCUUUAACGAUUUGCAAGCGAGAAUCACGUCCAAACUUAAAGAUAGUGAUCUAGAAGAGGCUAUGUUGUUGGCUUCAAGACAGAAAAUAAUCAAUGUCGGUAAUGAAAAUAUUAAGGGUAUUGGAUCCACCCUUUUUCACGCUCUUAUAAAUGUCGGCCCGGCACCUUCAGCAAGCGCUGCUUUUUCUAAGAUUACAAGAAAGUGGAGGAGAGGUGAGUUAUCAAACUUUUAUUAUCUCAUGCUAAUUAAUACAAUUGCUGGGCGCACAUUCAAUGAUUUAACACAAUAUCCAGUUUUCCCAUUUGUUCUUUCUAAUUAUGAGUCGCAAACUUUGGACUUAAACGAUCCUAACUCUUACAGAGAUCUUUCAAAGCCAAUGGGUGCACAAAGUGAGAAAAGAGCCAAACAAUUUAGAGAGCGAUAUUCGGCAUCCAAGGAAAUGGCCCCAGAUGUUCCACCGGCAUAUUACGGAACACAUUACUCUUCUGCGAUGGUUGUUGCUUCGUAUUUGAUACGUUUGCAGCCAUUUGUUCGAUCAUAUUUGUUGUUGCAAGGUGGAAAUUUUGAUCAUGCGGACAGGUUGUUUUAUUCAGUACAGAAAACUUGGAAAAGUGCAUCCGAGGAUAAUACUUCGGAUGUUCGAGAACUUAUCCCUGAGUUUUACUAUCUUCCGGAGUUUCUCGAGAAUCUGAAUGGCUUUGACUUUGGUUGCCUACAAACAGGAGAGCCGGUUAAUGAUGUCAUACUUCCUCCGUGGGCAAAAGGCAGUGCAACCGUAUUUGUUCAAAAAAUGAGAGAAGCACUGGAAUCAGAUUAUGUUUCAGCACACUUACCUGAAUGGAUAGAUCUUGUAUUUGGAUAUAAGCAAAGGGGUGAGGCCGCAGUUCAGUCUUUGAAUGUAUUCCAUCAUCUUAGUUAUGCGGGUGCGAUAGAUUUAGAUAAGAUUGAAGAUGAGAGAGAAAAAGCUGUCAUUAUUGCAACGAUUCACAACUUUGGCCAAACGCCAUUACAAAUAUUUUAUCGUCCUCACCCCAGGAAAUGGAAGUCAACCCCGCAUAUCAAAUUCGACCAAUGUUCGUUUGACAAUACUCCGAUUAGAAAGAUGAAUACAACGGUUAAUAAUUCCUCGAAAAAGUUGUAUGAAUUGGUGUUUGAUGCUAAGUCUAGAAGGUGGUUAGUCGGCUCUAAUGAACGCUUAAUAUAUGGUGAUACAGUUAUCGAAAGAUUUUCUUCCUAUGGACUACUUAUAAAUGGUAAACUACUUUCUGAGCGGCUGACGGCAAGUAAGGUUACACGAAUUUAUUUCAUAGCAAAUGAUAGAGUGAUUAUAGUUGGAUUUGCAGCCGGAUAUAUGAUUGCCUAUAAGUUAACAACCGACUCGAUGGAUGGAGUUAUAAACUCACAAAAAUCAGCCGUUCAGCAUUCUCAAGUUGCUUCAACCGAAACUGCAAAUUCAAAACGUCUGCAAUUGCAGCCAAUCGCAGUUCUCAGAGGACAUACUGAUUUUAUCAAAAUGAUCUCUGUUUCGUACUAUAAUCAUGUUCUUCUUAGUAGAAGUGCAAACGGUCAAGUGUUUCUCUGGGAUUUGUCAGAUUACACAAUGAUCCGCAAAAUCGGUUCGGGUAAUGAAUUCUUGGCUGCAAUUUCAAAUGAAGACGGUUAUAUUGCCACUGUCGACAAAUCAAAUCAUCUCAAGAUCUUCACAAUUAAUGGUAAGCCGAUCAGCCAAGUACAACUGAAUGUUGGUGCAACAGCUUUAAGUUUUUCUGACUUUAACUUGCCCGAAGACUCCAAAACAAGCAAUAUUCCUUGGAAUAAUAUAGCAUUGGUCUGUGUCGGUUUUUCUGAUGGUACGGUGAGGAUCUAUGAGCUUGUGCUCGAAAAAGAAGAUGGUUGGAGAAUUAAGGAAGUAACUAAAGAGAAAGUGUCCGGAAUUGUAACAUCACUAGAGUUGAAGCUUGAUCUUUCAUUAAAUGGCGAUGGAAAUAAAGUUGGAAGAGCACAUUUGUUUGCUGUAAACAAUGAGGGUGAAUUGUUCGAACGAUAG
Molecule: messenger RNA, 3900 nt
Organism: Brettanomyces bruxellensis
Lineage: Eukaryota; Fungi; Ascomycota; Pichiomycetes; Pichiales; Pichiaceae
Exons: 1
Coding region: 1-3900 (1299 amino acids)
Molecular function (GO): protein binding
Source: RefSeq, a predicted model, not a curated record